GCACACCUUAAAGGGAUUCCUUCCCUAAACAAAGUGGUGAUUGUCUGGAACAAUGAGGAUGACCCAUCUGCUGAGCUGAAGUGGCCCGAUAUUGGAAUACCUAUUGUGGUUGUCCGUGGUAAAGGUAACAGUUUGAACAAUAAGUUUCUGCCCUACAAGGAGAUAGAGACCGAAGCUGUGUUGCAACUUGACGAUGAUGUCCUUAUGGCUCCUGAGGAGAUAGAAUUUGGUUUCAGGCAAGUAUAUGUGCUUGGUGUAAUGACUGGUGUAUUAGAGUUUGCAUGGCACCUGCUGUAUACAACGGAUUACGUGUGUAAACGGUACGGUCAGGAUCACGAUCCAGAUUAACCAAUCCUACUCCAGGAGGUGGAUUAGAAAUAGAUUUAGGUCAUAGCUGAACAGUGCGUGGGCAUACUUUUACUUAAUACAUCGCUACUGU
Messenger RNA from Geodia barretti, 439 nucleotides. The record is from the annotation of a GenBank genome assembly. Lineage: Eukaryota; Metazoa; Porifera; Demospongiae; Tetractinellida; Geodiidae.